Alternaria arborescens is the source of this 1110-nucleotide messenger RNA. RefSeq lists its product as hypothetical. Gene Ontology annotation, molecular function: serine-type endopeptidase activity. Gene Ontology annotation, cellular component: membrane. The record is from RefSeq and is a predicted model, not a curated record. Lineage: Eukaryota; Fungi; Ascomycota; Dothideomycetes; Pleosporales; Pleosporaceae. Bases 1 to 1110 code for a protein of 369 amino acids. The transcript is spliced from 2 exons.
AUGUUUGCAUACAAGAUAGGCGGACCGUCGCUGCGGUGCGCAUGCUAUGCGUCUCAACCACCGGCGAUUUCCGUCUUUCGUCCGACCGUGUCAAGGCUUCGCUACCUUUCGCAGCAGCGCGCACAAUACGCCCAGCUGAGAAGUGAAGCCCCAAGGCCUAACAACGAACAGCCACCUAUACCGGAAGAAGUACUACGACAGGCGGUGGACGAUGCUUCCGACGACACAUAUACACAGUUUCCCAAAGUCAAAGUGAGAUACUUGAUUCCUGCAAUUUGGGCACUUUCUGUAUCCGGCGGCAUCUUCUACGGUCUCGCCUACCUAGAGGCCAAGAGCGAACUCAAAUCCAAACCAGCAUCUGGUGGAGGAUGGCUUCAAGCGCCACAAUGGAGUACAAAACAACGUGGCCCGCCGACCCCGACUGAAGUCGUGACUGGAGCCUGGACUAAUCUCGAUCCAAUUUCGAGAGUCACGUAUGGAAUUAUUGGAGCCAACAGCGGUAUCCACCUGAGCAGCUUUCUACUGCCCAGAGCCUGGGAAACACUAUGGCAUCUGCCCGCUCGCAAUGUCAAUUACACACAAUUUACAUCCAUGUUUGUACAUGGUGGAGCUUUGCAUUUCUUCGUCAAUAUGUACUUCUUGAACAACUUCAUGGCCCCAGUCGGAUACUCCCGCCUAUUCGAGGGCAGCCCAUACCAUACAUUAUCGUUCUAUCUCUCAGCUGGUGUGCUUUCGGGCUUCGCUCAACACUGGACAACUUUGAGCACUCGCAUACCUUUUCACAGGCGACCAAUCCCUGAAAUCUUUAUUCGCUCCGGAGGCGCAUCAGGAGCAUUGUUCGGAGUUCUUGGAGUCUUCUGCAUGCAAUAUCCUCAUGCUGGUCUAGGAAUAUUAUUUGUCCCUGUACAUUUCGACGCGCAAUAUGUGCUGCCCGCGAUACUACUUUUCGAUCUGGUUGGCAUUAUUCGAGGGUAUAGCUUUGUGAACUUUGGUCACGCAGCUCAUUUCGCUGGUGGAAUGCUGGGCGUAGCAUACUCGUAUUUCGACGGGAAGACGAAUAUUUGGAAGCCAUUGGUGCGCCAUUGGAAACGCCGCCUGCAGCAAUCCUAG